GCAUGUUAUCCCCAUGCAUCCAGUCAGGUGCUGGAGUAUCUUGUGUUUAUUUUAGUAACGCUUUUAACAUUUUCUUGCUUUUCAUUUCAAGCCCUGUUUACCGUAUAGGUAACGAUGUAUUAGAAGAGUGAGGUUUUUACAGGGCUUGGUUGCUUUGUUCCCUGCACGUGGUAGCUCAAACAUCGAUUGUCUACUUGUGCGCUGCAGGUAGGUGAAAAUAUACCUACUUGGAGAAGUGUUUGUUAGGCGAGCGCUGCGCUGAAAGAGCACGCUAACAUGUCAUCCACUGACGAACAACGGUCAGACCACUGCAAUCAGACGACUGUCCAAAUAAACACACCAGAGAUGGUAGAAAACAGAAGACGUGAGGAUGAGAAUGAAGGCCUUCCAGAUUACAAAGAAAGCACAAAAACUACCGUUGAUCCGACACAGGAAGAGGCCAACAUGAGUAAUGAGGUACACAGAAUUCCUGUGUUGGAGACGAACACAGAUAAGCCUAUCGUUAACCAAGAACAUAAUGCAAGUAACUCUAACUCUGUUAAAAUUACUGAGGAACAUUUUAAAGCAAUGGUUGAGUAUUAUGGUGGAAAACCUUUUAUCAAAUAUGAAAUCAUAUCAGUACGAGAAAAACACAGCGAAUUCCGCAAAGCGGUCCCUUUGAUGCCAGUUUCUUUAUCUCUCUUAUUAUGCUUGGUAAACGUAUUAGCUCCUGGGGUUGGUACAUUGUUAGCCGGGAUGACGAUCAUCUGUGGCUGCAAAACAGAACAUAGGAGUCGGGUGAAAGCGAUAUUUUACAAUAUUCUGGCGUCUAUCCUGCAGUUAGUUUUGGCACCAGUUGUGAUCGGGUGGGUUUGGAGCAUAAUGUGGGGAAUUACAUUCGUCAACAUCAGUGUUACAAAGGAACUCCAGGAACCAAUAUUGGUGGCCCCAGUGUAGGUUUGUCGUUUGGAAGAUGGAAGAUGUGGACAGAAGCGGGCAGGAUUGUUUCAAAUAAAUAUCAUUUCGUCAUGUAGUGAACGGAAUAGAAUGUACUACGUUUCUCUUCUUCUCUUACUUUUUAAAACUUUUUUGAUUGUGAAAUCUUUUUUUUUUUUCACUAUUUAGUUAUAUCUUACUUCAUUCAUAAACAUGAUGUAUAACACCAUGCUGUUUUUGUAAAUAUUUGUCGCCUCCAACUCGAGUUGCUGAAAUUCCUUAUGUAUAUGAAUCUCAUGUCAUUUCAUCAAGGCUUCAAAGUCGGAUAUACCGAUAAAAGAAAUUGACUCAUUGAUGGUCUCAUGACAAAGAAGUGUCACCAUUUUCUUCAAGUUGCCAUUUCAAUGUUAUCAAACUACGCGAAGGUGUAAGCAGCGAAGGCAGUGGAUAUGGACGGUUAUUUUUAGUUUAAUAUUUUUAAGGAGAAGGUGCCUUGUAGUGGAUCGGUUACUGCAUUAAUAAAAAUAUUGUUCUUAACGCG
Limulus polyphemus (Atlantic horseshoe crab) is the source of this 1456-nucleotide messenger RNA. RefSeq lists its product as uncharacterized. Bases 277 to 936 code for a protein of 219 amino acids. Lineage: Eukaryota; Metazoa; Arthropoda; Merostomata; Xiphosura; Limulidae. The record is from RefSeq and is a predicted model, not a curated record. The transcript has 3 exons.